GCACAUUACUACAGUAAUAUUCCGUUCGUAAUGAAGAAAAAAUCAGAUGUGUCCCGAUGUCUGUAUUUAAAGCUGACAGCCCAACAUUGAUAUGAAAUUAAAGUCACAAGAAUUCGGACAAUAUGUAUACGUUUGAUUAUCUAGAUAUCAGGCCAUUACACAAAGAAGAUAUACGUGUUGCUUUUGUUCUGGAAAAAGAAGGGUAUCCAGAGGACGAAGCAGCCACUCAUGCCAAACUUACAUAUAGACACACAGAAGCACCAGAGUUAAACAGAGGUUGCUUCCAUGGAGAUGAACUUAUAGGAUUUGUGUCAGCAACACGGUACCAUGAAGAUACACUGAAAGAUGAAGCCAUGAAUAUGCAUAUUCCUAAUGGUGAAAGUGUGUGCAUUCAUUCAGUAUGUGUCAAAGAAUCACGUCGGCGGCAGGGCGUAGCAACACAUAUGCUAAAAGAAUUUAUAAACUAUGUCAAAAACGAGGAGAAAGAUGCUCAUAGGAUUCUGUUGAUCUGCAAAUCUAAACUGAUACCAUUGUAUACUAGAGCAGGAUUCAUCUUCAAAUGUAAAUCAGACGUUGUUCAUGGAAAAGAAACAUGGUAUGAGUUAGAAGUGCAAUUGAUGUCUAGAGAAAACUGUAAGGAACUAACAUCUAAUGGAUAUUAAAGCUUUAAAAUGCUCAUACUUGCAUGACAUGAAAUUAGUAAAAAUUUGUUGCAAUUUAAUUUAAUUUGUGCAAUCUGUUAUUGAAACCCUGUGAUAUAAAGCAAUAAAAAAAGUCUACAUGUUAUUAUGUUUUACCAGCCCUGUAAUCAACACAUCUUUGUUGACAUGAAUUAUCAUUGAUAUUGUCAAAUGUAUAAAUUAACUGUUUACAAAUCUUUAAAUAAAGGCAAUAGUAGUA
This is a messenger RNA of Mytilus californianus (California mussel), 900 nucleotides long. RefSeq lists its product as uncharacterized. The transcript is spliced from 6 exons. The coding region runs from base 123 to 662 and encodes 179 amino acids. Gene Ontology annotation, molecular function: aralkylamine N-acetyltransferase activity. Gene Ontology annotation, cellular component: cytoplasm. The record is from RefSeq and is a predicted model, not a curated record. Lineage: Eukaryota; Metazoa; Mollusca; Bivalvia; Mytilida; Mytilidae.